UAUAAACAUCAUAUAUAAAAUAAAUAAAUAAUUAAAUGGAUUAAACAAUUUAGGAAAUGAUGGAAGAUAAAUCAAUGAGUUUUAAGUUCUUGUUAGCUGUACAAUAACAUAGAUACGAAGAAGCAUAUUAAAUUGGCAAAGAAAGUACAUUCUUUAGUGAUUGUAGUUUUGAAAGUCAAUCCAUCUGAUAAGAGCGUGAAUCGUUUUAUGUUAUUUUUGCAAUAAAAUAUGGGAUAUCGUAAGACAUACACUUAAUUUUUAUGUCGAUGGAUUGUUUGAUUUCUAAGAGGAAGAAGAUGAAGAUGACGAAUUUGAAUUAGAAGAUGAAGAAGAAGAAGAAGAAGAAGAAGAACAGUUAGAGAAUCUAGAUGAUUAAGAAGACGAAGAAGAGGAAUAUGAAGAAUAUGAAGAAGGAGAAUAAAUUUAAUAAGAUGAAGAUUCAGAAUAUGAAUGGGUUUAUGAAGAUGAAGGAUUACAACAACAAGAAGGAUUUGAUCAACAAGAAAAUACAGAUGAAGAUCAAAACUUUGUUUAAGAAGAUACUAAUGAAGGAGAUAUUAGUUUAAGUAUGGAUAAAAAAAUUUAAGAAAAAAAAUAAUCAUAAUAAUAAUAAUAAUAAUAAUAAUAAUUAUAAAUUUAAAAAAGAGUUGUUUAAUAAGCAAAACCAAAAUCAUCUAUUCCUAAUGGUGUUCCUACUUUACCUAAAGUAAAAUAAAAUAUAUAUUAAUAAAUAGAUACAGAAUAAAUAAAGACCCAAUUCUUAAUCUAAGUAAUAAAUUCAAAAACAAUAACCAUUAUAAUAGAAUUUAAUAAAAUAAGCAGCAGUUAAUUGUAAUAUUUAAUAAUAAUAUAAAUAGAACUUCGUUUUCCAAGUAGUUUGGCUAAGAAGAAAUGA
This is a messenger RNA of Paramecium sonneborni, 895 nucleotides long. The record is from the annotation of a GenBank genome assembly. NCBI's taxonomy places the organism in Eukaryota, Ciliophora, Oligohymenophorea, Peniculida, Parameciidae.